UGGUGACGAUGUGAUGCGAUUCAAUACGGGUGGCAAGCUACGGUGGAGCUACGGGCGGACUGACACCACUUAAAAAGCUGCCGUCACUUCAGCCGCACUCACUUGUGUGUCGUCGUCGUGGGAGCGGCGGAUGCUGAGAGUCGAGGCUGUCAGAAGCGCAUCGUCCCUCCAGCCGUUCUCCCGUCGGCCAUGACGUCUGUGCAGACUCCUCCCCUGUCUCGCUCUGGCUCCUCCCCUUCCAACGUGGGCUCAAGCCACCGCGGCGGUGGCACCUCCUCCGCGCCCCCCACCUCCCUCAGCCUCCGCUCCUCCUACAACCACCUGCUGGGCCGCGAGAUCAUCAGGGAGUCCGCCGCCGGCGCGGAAACCUUCAGCUCGGCCACGCUACCCAAGAGCCGCCAGCGCUACGCCGCGACCACCGUCCGCUGCGCCAUGGGCCUGGGCGACAACCUGCCACCUCUCCCCAGGAACCAGCCCCCGAGCCGGGGCCGCGGCCUGCCCAAGAAGUCCUCCUCCAGCUCGGCGCUCUACUCCUCCUCCGUGUCCAACCCCUUCAACAACGCCAACCCCAAGCUGGCCAAGAACGGCGCCAACAUGCAGCGGCGGGCCGAGAGCCAGCAGAUGGAGCUGUGCAAGGCCGGGGUGCGCAACGACGCCGACAACAACAACGCCGACAAGGACAACUCCCAGCUGCCCCCCUUCCGGAGGAGAACCCGCAGCUUCCUGGAGUACCACGGGAAGGGCCUGGACCUGGACCUGAGCUGGGGGAGGAAGGAGGAGGAGAACCGGCAGCAGCAGCAGCAGCAGCAGCAGCAGCAGCAGCAGCAGCCCUCCCCGGUGAAGGAACAGAGCAGCCCUUUGAAGGAGAGGGACAGCCAGGAGGAGGAGAAGCCAGAGGACAAGCACCCCAGCCCCCAGGAUAAGGAGGAGGGGAAGGAGAUGGAGCAGGUGGAGGACGAUGAAAAAGAUGAAGACCCUACACCGACCCUGCUGCCCGUGAUGGUGCAGACUCCCCUCUCCACCACCUCCUCCUCCUCCUCGUCCUCCUCCAGCCCGGAGUGGCUCCUGGACAACCAGGGCCUGAACCACUGGCUGCAUCGCGGCUCGGCCCAGGCGGCCCCGGGCCCCGGCAGGGAGGAGCACAGCCUGCACAUCCCGCCCCUCCCCCGGGGCAGUCAGAGCCCGGCCAAGCCCCCGCGCACCUCCCAGCCCCGGGUGAUCAAGGUGGAGCUGCACCCCAACAACGAGAACCAGUUCCUGCAGCAGUACCCGCCCUCGUCCCCCAAGACCACCAGAGCCGCGGAGAGGAUCAGCACCCCCAGCAGGCCCCCCCCGGCCGCCUCCCCCCCUCCGGGCCUGGUGGACCCAGAGCCAGAGGGGGGGCUGCCGAAGGUGGGCUUCAGGAUGGAUCUGCCCCCUGACACCCCGUCUGAGGACGAGGACUCCAGCUGGACCACCCUGUCCCAGGAGACGCCGUCCCCCCAGACUCCCAACGAGACAGCGGAGGUCUGGACGGAGGGCGAGCUGCCCCCCGGGUGGCGGGAGGUCUCGGCCCCCUCCGAGGUCUACUUCUGGCACGUGCCCACCGGGACCACCCAAUACCACCGGCCCGUCGCCGCCGACAACCAGGGGACCUCUCCGACCCCUGGCGGGCCCGACCCGGAGCCCGAUCCCCUGCUGGGUUCCACCGAGACCGUGAGGCCCCCCGUGGAGCGGCCCAGCAGCCUGAUCUCUGACAGCUCAGUGGAGCCCGUCCCGUCUCCGUCCGGCUCCACCCCUUCCCAGUAUGGCUCCUCCCCUACUCAAGACGUCCCCUCCCCUUGUCCAUCUGGCCCCUCCCCACCUUGCUCCCCUUCCCCUUUGAAAGACUACCCGGUCUACCCAGACCCCAGUCUAAAGGCCUUUGAAGGAGCUACGCUACGCUAUGCGUCACUCAGCCUCAAUCCUGCUGCCCAGCUGGAGACGGUGGACCUCAACAGUGCCUGUACCGAUGCAGAAGCAAUGUCCUUCCCGGUGCGCUCCCUGGGCUGGGUGGAGAUGGCGGAGCGGGACCUCUGUGAGGGACGGAGCAGCAUCGCCGUCCACCACUGCAUCAGACAGCUGUCCUACUGCCGCCGGGACAUCAGGGACUCUGCCGGCGUCUGGGGAGAGGGUAAAGGAAUGCUGUUGGAGCUCCAGGAUCGCAUGCUGACCCUGGUUGACCCUGAAGACCGCAGCCUGCUCCACUCUCAGCCAAUCAGCAGCAUCCGUGUCUGGGGCGUGGGACGGGACCAUGACAGAGAAAGGGACUUUGCCUACGUGGCCAGAGACAAGAACACGCGUGUGCUGAAAUGCCAUGUGUUCCGAUGUGACACGCCUGCAGCCGCCAUAGCAACGAGUCUCCACGAAGUCUGCUCCAAGAUUAUGGCUGAGAGAAAGAGUGCCAAGGCUGCAGUCAGCAGCUCCUCACAGAAUGGCUCCGAUGUCCCCCUACAAGAGUUUCCGAUGCCAAAGACUGAGUUGGUGCAGAAAUUCCAUGUGCUGUACCUCGGCAUGACGUCCGUGUCUCGGCCGAUCGGUAUGGACGUGAUUAACAGCGCCAUAGAGAACCUGCUGGCCUCCACAGGGAAGGAGGACUGGACUCCUGUGAUCCUGAGUGUGGCCGACGCCGACGUCGCCGUCAUCAAGGAAAAGGAAGAGGAGGAGGAGGUGCUGGUGGAGUGCCGGGUGCGCUUCCUGUCCUUCAUGGGCGUGGGCCGGGACGUGCACACCUUCGCCUUCAUCAUGGACUCCGGGAACCAGCACUUCCAGUGCCACAUCUUCUGGUGCGAGCCUAACGCCGGCUGCGUGUCGGAGGCGGUGCAGGCCGCGUGUGUGCUGCGCUACCAGAAGUGCCUGGUGGCGCGCCCGCCCUCCCAGAGGGCUGCCUCCUGCUCCUCCUCCACCUCCUCCUCCACCUCCCCCGACUCGGUGACGCGUCGCGUGACCACCAGCGUGAAGCGCGGCGUGCAGUCGCUCAUAGACAAUCUGAAGACCAAGAAGCAGACGUCGGAACUGCCCCACCAAUGA
Molecule: messenger RNA, 3048 nt
Organism: Gadus chalcogrammus (walleye pollock)
Lineage: Eukaryota; Metazoa; Chordata; Actinopteri; Gadiformes; Gadidae
Product: amyloid beta precursor protein binding family B member 2-like
Exons: 17
Coding region: 190-3048 (952 amino acids)
Biological process (GO): regulation of DNA-templated transcription
Cellular component (GO): nucleus; cytoplasm
Molecular function (GO): amyloid-beta binding; transcription factor binding
Source: RefSeq, a predicted model, not a curated record